CAGUCCAGAUUUUCCAGCCUACUGCUGGAACUGACUUCCUCAAACUUUUUGUAAUAAAACUAGCAUCCAUAAUCGUCCACUCAGAUCCACACACGCUUGUGCCUUCCUCCAGACCAGAGAACCGACCAUCAUCAGGAUGUGGGGUUUCAGCAUCCUGUUGCUGUUGCUGCCAUUGUUGGUGAGUUCUGCUUUGUACCCAGAGGAGACAUUAGAUACACAGUGGAAGCUGUGGAAGAAAUCCUAUGGAAAAGAAUAUAACAGCAAGGUGGAUGAGAUCUCUCGACGUCUGAUUUGGGAAAAGAAUCUGAAAUACAUUUCUGCCCACAACCUGGAAUUUUCUCUUGGUCUUCACACAUUUGAGCUGGCUAUGAACCAUUUGGGAGACAUGACCAGUGAGGAGGUGGUACAGAAGAUGACUGGACUGAAGGUGCCCCUGUCUCGCUCCCAGAACAAUGACACCCUCUAUAUCCCUGACUGGGAGGGCAGAACCCCUGAUUCCAUCGACUACAGAAAAAAGGGAUAUGUCACCCCCGUGAAAAAUCAGGGUCAAUGUGGCUCCUGCUGGGCCUUCAGUUCUGUGGGUGCCUUGGAAGGCCAACUCAAGAAGAAGACUGGUAAACUCCUCAACCUGAGCCCCCAGAACCUUGUGGACUGCGUGUCCAAAAAUGAUGGCUGUGGUGGGGGCUACAUGACCAAUGCCUUCCAAUAUGUGCAGGAGAACCGGGGUAUAGACUCUGAAGAUGCUUACCCUUACAUUGGACAGGAUGAAAAUUGCAUGUACAACCCGACUGGCAAGGCAGCAAAAUGCCGAGGGUACCGAGAGAUCCCUGAAGGGAGUGAGAAAGCCUUGAAAAGGGCAGUGGCCAGAGUGGGACCUGUUGCCGUUGCAAUCGAUGCAAGCCUGUCCUCUUUCCAGUUCUAUAGCAAAGGUGUGUAUUAUGAUGAAAACUGCAACAGUGAUAACCUCAACCAUGCAGUGCUGGCUGUGGGAUACGGGAUUCAAAGGGGCACCAAACAUUGGAUCAUCAAAAACAGCUGGGGAGAGCAGUGGGGCAACAAGGGUUAUAUCCUGAUGGCCCGGAACAAGAACAACGCCUGUGGCAUUGCCAACCUGGCCAGCUUCCCCAAGAUGUGAUCGUGGCCAUUUGACCUCGACCCUUUCUUUCCACCGCGCCCCCCUUCCGUUCCUGCAAGGGGAGGGGGAUGUACUUUGGAAAGGAGCUGGCUAGUCUGUCUUGGAGCAACCUCAGUGGUUUGCAGACGGUUCACCUACAGCUUACUUUUCAGUAUCACAAAGUGCCCUUCAGAUAACAUCCUCCUCUUCUUCCUCCUCCUCUCUCCAACCCCUCCCUACCUCUAAUUUCAGGGUCAGGGGUGAGGUCUAAGGGGUAGCUCUGAAAUGCACACACAGGCCUGUGGCCUGUGACAUGUGGACAGAGGAUCACUGCCAGGCAGGCUGUCCUGGUGCUGCUGCAGUGCCCAGGUGAGGAGAGCCUGGAAAGCUUCCAAACAGAGCAGACCCUCAUCCACCCAGGAUAAGGCAGCCUGUGGUCCUGCUAGAGGCAGAGAUACGGACAACAACAUGGAAUUGUGUUGGUCUAGCUUUCGGGGUUCCUUCCAUCCAGCUCUGAGUCUCCCCACUCUCUUCCUCAUCCUCCAGAGUGAGAGGAGCCUGUUCUCCAUCUUAUUUCAUGAAGCUCUGGUUUUCUUAUUUUGUAGUAAGUUUAGAUUAUACCAUAAAUAUGUUUUUUUCUCUCUUUGCUUAAAUAUUUUGAAAUAAACUGAGUA
Messenger RNA from Dromiciops gliroides (monito del monte), 1788 nucleotides. RefSeq names its product cathepsin K (gene CTSK). The record is from RefSeq and is a predicted model, not a curated record. Gene Ontology annotation, cellular component: lysosome. NCBI's taxonomy places the organism in Eukaryota, Metazoa, Chordata, Mammalia, Microbiotheria, Microbiotheriidae. Gene Ontology annotation, biological process: immune response. Gene Ontology annotation, molecular function: cysteine-type endopeptidase activity. The transcript is spliced from 8 exons. Bases 137 to 1135 code for a protein of 332 amino acids.